Molecule: messenger RNA, 678 nt
Organism: Phytophthora infestans T30-4
Lineage: Eukaryota; Oomycota; Peronosporomycetes; Peronosporales; Peronosporaceae
Product: DNA-binding protein, putative
Exons: 2
Coding region: 1-678 (225 amino acids)
Molecular function (GO): DNA binding
Source: RefSeq, a predicted model, not a curated record
AUGCAGGACACGACAUCCGACGCGUCAUCGUACAAUGACAACCGCGGCUAUAAGCUGAGCCACACAGUGUCCGCCGAGACGUGGGAGAAAGCCAUUGCGGCGGUGGAACAGCAGGGAAUGAGUCUCCGCGCAGCCGCCAAGCUGUAUGGUGUGCACUUCGCAGCUCUCCAUCGACGUGUCAAGAAACGUGCGCAAGCAGUGCACGCAAAAGGCACGAGCGACUAUUUCCACCCUAGUGACGAGGCUGGAAUCAUGCGCGUGGUCGUGGCUCGUGCCGAACUGGGGGUGCUGAUGACAUUUGACGAGCUGAUGAGGCUGGUGGAGUCCGCAGCUCUGCGAAAAUUGCCAGACAUUUCGAUGGAUUCGGCACGGAAGCUGUUAACACGCUUUCAGUCUCGCAACGAGCAGUCAGUCCGGCAUAUUAUUGAGGAUUGGCCUCCAUCUCUACCAGCCGUGGAUGUAUCCUCAACCGAAGGAAUACGACCCCCAUACCGGCCAUACUUGGAACACCCAGGGUUCGACUUUGGACCCAAGCCUCCGGUCAUUCGUCGACCGCAGUCGGUAGGGGCAAGUGCUGCAGCUAUGGCUGCUGCAGCGAAGACGAGUUUAUUCGUCCCGCCCACUCACCUGGGCCCUCCGUCUUCGAAAGGCGACGGCGACGCUGUGAUGGUUGUAUGA